Molecule: messenger RNA, 744 nt
Organism: Racocetra persica
Lineage: Eukaryota; Fungi; Glomeromycota; Glomeromycetes; Diversisporales; Gigasporaceae
Source: the annotation of a GenBank genome assembly
UAAUUAUGACGAGCAGAAAACGACCACCGACAAAACUUAGAUCUAUUACUAUCGAGCCAAAUUAUGUAAAUAGAGACGGCUCUGCUUUGUUUAAAUUUGGCGACUCUGCUGUUGUAUGUUCUGUAAACGGACCAACUGAAGUUAAAUUACGUGAUGAGAAAGUGGAUAAAGCAACAAUCGAUGUAAUAUUUAAACCUUUAGUUGGUUUACCUGGUACUAAGGAUAAAACACACGAAUAUAUUAUACGUUCGACAGUUGAAAGUGUUAUUAAAUCAAAUCUUUAUCCACGAACAUUAAUCCAAAUUGUGUGUCAAGUGAUGAUGGAUGAUGGAAACAUUUUAGCAACAGCAAUAAAUGCAACAAUAUUUGCUCUAAUGAAUGCCGGUGUUGAAAUGAAAGAUAUUGCCGUAGCUGUUGCUUGUAUUGUGAAUCAAGACGGGAAUAUAUUGAUUGAUCCAAAAUUACGAGAGAUCGAGAAAGCUCAGUCUUAUCACACAUUUGCAUUUAGCAAAACAACAUUUGGAUUAUUAUUUUGUGAGUCCACCGGAUUAUUCACUGAACAGCAGAUAAAAAAUCACCAAUUUUAUAACAUACGUUCUGGAUAUUUCGGACAACGGCAAGGAUCAAAUUCAAUUAGGGCUAUGUUGCAAAAGCAAACUGAGAUGGAACAUCAAAAACAAAGAGAAUCAAAUGAAUUGGGAAUGUUUUCGUGGUAUGGUGUUGGUCCUCUUGUCUCUAUUCAAG